AAUUAACAUUCCUGUUAGUAAAAAGUGGUCAGUGACAGAAAAAAUUGUUAAAGAUGUUAAAAUUGUAAAAGUGAAAGAAAUACUUUUCAGCCAUGGGACCACCAAAGAAAUUUAAAAAAUAUGAUUCAAAACCCAGCGGUGAAAGAUCAGGAAAGAAAAAGAAGGUGGAAGAAGAUAUCACAAUAGACUUGGUAGAUGAUGAUAAUACAGAUAAUGUAGGAGUCCCUGUUGCUGCAACACAGGAUGCAGAGAAGAAUGACCAGGUUCCCGAAGAUGAGUUUGGUGCAAAAGAUUACAGGAGUCAGAUGACAUUAAAACCAGACAACACCAGUCGUCCUCUCUGGGUUGCCCCAAAUGGCCACAUAUUUCUGGAAGCCUUUUCACCAGUUUAUAAACAUGCACAUGACUUCUUGAUUGCUAUUGCAGAACCUGUUUGCAGACCUCAACACAUACAUGAGUACAAGUUAACAGCCUACAGUUUGUAUGCUGCAGUAUCAGUGGGCUUGCAGACUAUGGACAUUAUUGAAUACCUACAAAGACUGAGCAAAUGUUCUGUUCCCGCGGGCAUUAUUGAGUUUAUUCAACUUUGCACAUUAUCAUAUGGAAAAGUUAAACUUGUAUUGAAGCACAAUAGGUAUUUAGUAGAAAGUAAGCAUGUAGAGGUGCUGCAAAAAUUACUGAAGGACCCGGUGAUUCAGCAGUGCCGGUUGCGGCGCGACGGUGACGACGAUCUGUUUGCCUCCGCGGUGCCCAACAAGCCCAACACAGCCACUGCUUCGAAGCCAGUGGAAGAGAAACCACUGUCAAAUGACACAGUGCCGGAAGACAUCAGCCAGUUCUACCAGCAGCUGGACAAGGACGAUGAGGAGGACGAGGCUACCGACUUGGCGACCAACACCGCCGUCGCCUUUGAAGUUGACCCUGAUAAAAUUGAGGUGAUACAAAAGCGUUGUAUAGAGCUGGAGCACCCGCUGCUGGCUGAGUACGACUUCCGCAACGACAGCGUCAACCCCGACAUCAACAUUGACCUCAAGCCCACAGCGGUGCUGAGACCAUACCAGGAGAAGAGCCUGCGGAAGAUGUUCGGCAACGGACGAGCUAGGUCCGGAGUGAUAGUGCUGCCGUGCGGCGCGGGCAAGUCGCUGGUGGGGGUGACGGCGGUGUGCACGGUGCGCAAGCGCGCCCUCGUCCUCUGCAACUCCGGCGUCUCCGUCGAGCAGUGGAAGCAGCAGUUCAAGUGCUGGUCCACCGCCGACGACAGCAUGAUAUGCAGAUUCACAUCGGAGGCGAAGGACAAGCCGAUGGGCGCGGGCAUCCUGAUCACGACGUACAACAUGAUAACGCACGGGCAGCGGCGCUCCUGGGAGGCGGAGCAGACGAUGAAGUGGCUGCAGGCGCAGGAGUGGGGCCUGGUGGUGCUGGACGAGGUGCACACCAUCCCCGCCAAGAUGUUUCGUCGAGUGCUCACCAUAGUGCACUCGCACGCCAAGCUCGGUCUGACGGCGACGCUGCUGCGCGAGGACGAUAAGAUCGCGGACCUGAACUUCCUGAUCGGGCCGAAGCUGUACGAGGCCAACUGGCUGGAGCUGCAGGCGGCGGGGUACAUCGCGCGCGUGCAGUGCGCAGAGGUCUGGUGCCCCAUGACGCCAGAGUUCUACCGCGAGUACCUCAUACAGAAAAUAAACAAGAAGAUGUUACUGUAUGUAAUGAACCCAUCAAAGUUCCGGGCGUGUCAGUUCCUGGUGAAGUACCACGAGAAGCGCGGCGACAAGACGAUCGUGUUCUCCGACAACGUGUUCGCGCUGCGACACUACGCCGUCAAGAUGAACAAACCGUACAUCUACGGGCCGACGUCGCAGAGCGAGCGGAUACAGAUCCUGCAGAACUUCAAGUUCAACCCCAAAGUGAACACGAUCUUUGUGAGCAAGGUCGCCGACACCAGCUUCGACUUGCCCGAGGCCAACGUGCUCAUACAGAUCUCCUCUCACGGUGGCUCUCGUCGCCAGGAAGCUCAGAGAUUGGGUCGUAUUCUGCGUGCUAAGAAAGGCGCGCUGGCGGAGGAGUACAACGCGUUCUUCUAUACGCUGGUGUCGCAGGACACGCUGGAGAUGGCCUACAGCCGCAAGAGACAGCGCUUCCUCGUCAACCAGGGAUACAGCUACAAGGUCAUAACAGAGUUAAAAGGCAUGGACACGGAGCCUGAGCUGUUCUACGGCACGCGCGAGGAGCAGGGCAUGUUGCUGCAGCAGGUGUUGGCGGCGUCAGAGAGCGAGUGCGAGGAGGAGCGCGAGGCGGGCGGCGCGGGCGCACGUCGCGGCGCCGGCAGCCUGGCCUCGCUCGCCGGCGCAGACGACGCCCUCUACCUCGAGCACCGCCGCCAGCACAACAAGCACCCGCUCUUCAAGAAUGAAUCAGAAAGUGCAAGCGGUGUGCCUGAAUGGGCUAUCGUUGAGCUGCAGGGGCUAGUACAGAUGAAGAAAGAGGCAACAGCGGGGCCCACAGUGAUCGGCGACCUUCACUACUACCAGAGGAACCGCCAUCCAGUCUUGGUGCUCGGACAUCACAUACUCAAUGGCAAAGAAGUUAAAUUAGAACAACCAAUGGCAGUUAUUGAGAAAGUUGAUAUUGACGGAAAGUUGGAAUAUAAAAUUAAAGCUAUCGUCAAAAAGAAAUUACUAUUCAAAUCCAGACCCAAGCCGAUCAUAUCUCAUGAGGAGAGCGAGCGUGGUCUGGGAGCGUGUGGUGUGCGGCAGGCGUGCUCGGCGCUGCUGCUGCGACACUGGCGCGCGCCUGCGCUGUUGCGGCUAUGCCGCUGCCCACGCAGGCAGCGCUGCGACACGCGCGCACCCAGCGACCGACUGGUUGAGCUCAACAAUAGAGCUUACUUCCAGUUCUGCACACCGGUAACUAAAUGGCCUGAGUGUACUCUGUCCGACACACCACUCAUCGUCGAUACGCAGUACGACCGGAUGAACCCGGACGAAAUCGAGGCGAUGCACCAUCAAAACGUUGCCCUAGUGCCACCGAACGUCACUCUCAACUGUCUGUGUCGGUAUCCUAACUAUUGGCGUUGGAAUUCGACACAGGGCAGUAUAUCGAAAUACCAAUGUGGCUCGAUGCCGCUUUGUAAGUCGGGAGACUUCUGCGGCAACGUGAACUACGAGCUGAACGCGCUGUACCAGUGGUGCCUGUGUCCGCGGCAGCACAUGUGCGCGCACGGCGGCGGCGUCACCCGCCUCUACAUAUCUGAGUUGCUGUACCGGGGCCGCGGCUGGCGAGCAUAUUGCCAACCAAUAUACCAAGAAUACGACUACUACUACGACGAAAACUAGUCACAAAUGUUUGUUUUUUUUGAAAAAUUUCUUACAAGCAGAAUGUUUAGAUUACUCUGUUAUUAAAUGCUUAAAAAGUGA
This is a messenger RNA of Papilio xuthus (Asian swallowtail), 3413 nucleotides long. Its product is annotated as DNA excision repair protein haywire. Gene Ontology annotation, cellular component: transcription preinitiation complex; Ctf18 RFC-like complex; transcription factor TFIIH holo complex. The coding region runs from base 93 to 3332 and encodes 1079 amino acids. The record is from RefSeq and is a predicted model, not a curated record. NCBI's taxonomy places the organism in Eukaryota, Metazoa, Arthropoda, Insecta, Lepidoptera, Papilionidae. The transcript is spliced from 18 exons. Gene Ontology annotation, molecular function: ATP binding; 3'-5' DNA helicase activity; DNA binding. Gene Ontology annotation, biological process: mitotic sister chromatid cohesion; transcription initiation at RNA polymerase II promoter; nucleotide-excision repair.